CCGAGUACAACAGAGAUGUAUAGAAAUAACCAAAGAAAAGCUUGAGGAGUUGAAAGAAGAAAAUUUGCACCUGAACAUGAAAAAUCACAAUCUCAGAGCUCAUCUAAAGGCUACGAAGAAACUAGUGAAAGAUUUACAAUCAAAACUUCAGAAGCUGGAACAUGGUGACCAAGGGCCAGAAGAGGCUGUGCAGGCUUCUGGUCAGGGCGGGGAAACCUCCCUUGCCUUGAGAGUACCUGCUACAUUUGAGUUGCUUUCUCUAAGAAAGCACAUUGAAGAGCUGGAACAUGAAAAUGACCAGUUGAAAAUAAUCGCCCAUCGUUUGAACGUGGAACUGAGUCGCUACCAAACAAAAUUCAGGCAUUUGUCUGAGGAAGAGAGUUCACACGUUGGUGCCCUCCCAGCAAAUGGCCCCACGCCCCCCUGGCUGGUGGAUAUCAAGUACCUCUCACCGCUGUUGCUGGCUUAUGAAGACAGAAUGAACGAGAAGGACCAGCUGAAUGCCACCCUUGAGGAGGAGAUGCGGGCAUUCAGGAUGCGGGUGCAGCAGGUGGUGGAGGAGAAUGAAGGCCUGCACCGGGUGAUAAAGAACACGGUCGUCAGUGUGGUGGAACGGCAGCAGCUGCAGACACAAGCCGAGCUGGUUUUGGAGGAAAACAAGUUGCUGAUAGAGCAACUGAUGAUCCAGGAGAACAAAGCCCAGGACAUCCACCAGGAGCAGCAGCAGGAAGUGUCUAAGCUGACUAAACAACUCAUGCUGCUGGAGAUGAAGUCUCAAAGCCAGGAGAAGGAGCUGACAGAAAGCAAGGAGCAGCUGGAGGCGUUGCAGGCCACCUGCCAAGAGCUCAAAACAGACCUGGACAGCAAGAUUGCCAUGGACCUGCAUACCUCCAUCGUAAACGAAUUACAGAGCCAGCUGCAGAAGGAGGAAGAGAAGGAGCGGGCUGAGCUGGAGGAGCUGAUGGAGAAGCUGACGGUCCUGCAGGUGCAGAACAAGAGUCUGUUGUUAGAAAAGAAGAGCUGGGCCUCUAGGAACAAAGCACUUCAGGCCAACCUGGAGCAGGCGCAGAAGAAAAACAGGAAAUACCAGAAGAAAAUUGACUCUCUCAAAAAGCAUGCAGAAAAAGCCUUGAAGAACGAACUCUGUGCUCAUAACUACUUGGCCAACCUCAUUACUUUGACAGAGAAUCUAGCCCAGGAACGAGAUGGCCUCAAACAUUUGGUAAGUUUCCUCAGU
This is a messenger RNA of Dipodomys ordii (Ord's kangaroo rat), 1237 nucleotides long. RefSeq names its product centrosomal protein of 89 kDa-like. The annotation marks the transcript as partial. The transcript is spliced from 9 exons. Gene Ontology annotation, cellular component: ciliary transition fiber; centriole. The record is from RefSeq and is a predicted model, not a curated record. Gene Ontology annotation, biological process: chemical synaptic transmission; cilium assembly; mitochondrion organization. NCBI's taxonomy places the organism in Eukaryota, Metazoa, Chordata, Mammalia, Rodentia, Heteromyidae.